CAAAUUUGGUUGCUUAGGUUAUUGAGGUAUGACUGCAUUUGAAUAUAAACUUGGAAAUGAAAAACAUAGUUGCUGACACCUUAUCCAGAUUAUUUUUUCUACCAUGGUUAAAAUCUAAUAACCACUUUUAAGAGAAAGUAAGGCUAGCAAUUAAGUUAGAUCCAUACUGGGGGAACAACUUUCAUUAUGUUUCUUUAAUUAGCUUAUAAAAAAAUUUACAAGGUAAUAAAAUAAACUUAUUUACCCAAAUACAUGUAUUUAAACUUAUAAACUAGCUAAUCAAUGGCUAGUUAAUUCAAUUGGCACAUGCUUGAUUGACAGAGCUGUAAAGGACACAAGUGUUAGAAAAAAACAAAAUUGAAACUAGCUAAGUCUCAAAUGGGAUGGCAAAGACAGCAUGUGCUACUGAAAACAUGCAGUUUUGACCGUGCAUCUCAUGAUAAUGAAUUUGUAUCAUGUAAAUUUUGUUUGUACUAAUAACAAGUACACGAGAAACAGAUGACCUCUAAGAAUAUAACAAAUGAAAACUGACUUCAAAACAGAACAAGAGAAAAACAAGGAGGAAAUAACCAGAUGAGAUGAAACAAAGUAUGGGUGAAAUUUGGGGUCUAAUUGGCUCUAAACUUGCAAGCAUAUUGUUUAUGUGGGCUAUGAUCCAAAGGUAUCUUCCUAAUCAGUUUCAUGCCCUCAUAGACAGAUUUUUUUCAAAGAAACUAGCCAACUUGUUCAACCCAUAUGUUGAGGUGAGGUUCUUUGAGUACACUGGUGAUUACAUGAGACGCAAUGAAGCCUUCUCUGCCAUUGAGCACUACUUGGCUUCAAAAUCCUCCAACCAGUCAAGGAAGCUCAAAGGUGAAUUUGUCAAGCAAUCUCUGGUGCUCAAGAUGGAUGAACAACAAGAAGUCAAUGAUGAGUUUCAAGGAAUAAAGCUUGUAUGGAGUCUCAAGAAGAUAGUCCCCAAGACUACUUCUGUAUCAUUCAUUCCAGCUGAUGAAAAAAGUUACUACCUUCUUACGUUUCACGGCAGACACCGCGGUUUAGCUACCGGAUCUUACCUGAACCAUGUAUUGGGUGAAGGUAAGGCCAUUGGACUCAGUAAGCGGCAGAGAAAGCUUUACACCAAUUGUGUGGGGGACGGUGAUUAUGAAAAGAGUAGAAAGUGGAGCCAUGUGAUUUUUGAGCAUCCAGCAUCCUUUGAAACAAUUGCAAUGGAUCCGGAGAAGAAGAAAGAGAUCAUUGAUGACCUUACUACAUUCCGCGAGGCGAAAGAGUAUUAUGCUAGGAUUGGAAAGCCUUGGAAGAGAGGCUAUCUGCUUUAUGGUCCUCCAGGGACUGGAAAAUCAACAUUAGUUGCUGCUAUUGCUAAUUUCAUGAGGUAUGAUAUAUAUGACAUUGAGCUAACUAAUGUGAAAACCAAUGCAGAGCUGAGGAAACUUUUAAUUGGAAUCACAUCCAAGUCGGUUGUUGUGAUUGAGGAUAUAGAUUGCUCACUUGAUCUCACAGGUCAGAGGGAGACAAAUUCUGAGAAUGGCAAAGGUAAAAAGGAGAAGAAUGCAGUUACUUCUCUGAAGGAACAAGCUGCAAGUACAGCAGAUAAGAAUAAAAGCAGCAAGGUCACACUUUCAGGACUGCUGAAUUUCAUUGAUGGGAUUUGGUCAGCUAGUACUGGAGAGAGACUGAUCAUAUUUACCACUAAUUAUGUGGGGAAACUUGACGAGGCUCUCAUUCGUAGAGGAAGAAUGGACAUGCAUAUUGAACUUUCCUACUGUGGAUUUGAGGGAUUCAAAGUGCUGGCAAAGAAUUAUCUAAAUCUGGAGUCUCACCCCUCAUUUGGCACCAUUUGCUACUUGUUGGAGGAGAAGAACAUGACCCCUGCAGAUGUUGCGGAAAACUUGAUGCCUAAGGUAGCUAAUGAAAACAUUGAGACUUCUCUGGAGAGAUUGAUCCAAGCCCUUAGAAGUUCCAAGGAAGCGGCACGAGCAAAAGCUGAGAAAGAACAAGGGAACACAGCAACAGAAGAGUCAAAUGAAGAGGAAUCAUCAGAGGAGGAGAAUGCAGAAGAUGUUAAACAGUAGGAGCUUCUGGAAAACACUGAUAAUGCUUAGUAUAUGCAUCAAAUUGUUGUUUGUUGUUGGUUAUUACUAUAUAUUUACUCCUAGACUUACUAAUAUAUUUAUAUAUCAGUAGGAAUAUCUCUAUGCAUUAUUGUAGCUAUAUAAGUGGGCUUACCUUAAACAUUGUUGUACUGAAUUACAGACUCAGAGCAUCUAUUUGUAUUAUUAUAGUUAAUUAGUUAUGAACAAUGUUAUGCUGAAAUACAGACUCAUCCUUUGUG
Molecule: messenger RNA, 2335 nt
Organism: Lotus japonicus
Lineage: Eukaryota; Viridiplantae; Streptophyta; Magnoliopsida; Fabales; Fabaceae
Product: AAA-ATPase At3g28510-like
Exons: 1
Coding region: 579-2075 (498 amino acids)
Molecular function (GO): ATP binding; ATP hydrolysis activity
Source: RefSeq, a predicted model, not a curated record